Messenger RNA from Mesitornis unicolor (brown roatelo), 1269 nucleotides. It is a transcript of the gene TYW2, whose product is annotated as tRNA methyltransferase 12 homolog (S. cerevisiae). Gene Ontology annotation, cellular component: cytoplasm. The transcript is spliced from 7 exons. The coding region runs from base 1 to 1269 and encodes 422 amino acids. Gene Ontology annotation, molecular function: tRNA methyltransferase activity. The record is from RefSeq and is a predicted model, not a curated record. Gene Ontology annotation, biological process: tRNA methylation. Lineage: Eukaryota; Metazoa; Chordata; Aves; Mesitornithiformes; Mesitornithidae.
AUGGACACCCCCAUCUAUGCGCUGGCCACGGAGCCGCGGUUUGCCCAGCGCCUCAGGGAAUAUUUGGAAGAGGAGCAGCUUCUGGAUGGGCGUUACCGGCUGCAGGAGGUGCUGGGGGGGUGCGGGGCCCUGCCUGUGCUGAAGGAGAAGCUCGACUGGCUGCGGCUGCCCCAGGAGAUGCCCUGUAGGCUGGUGCAGAUCCAGGACCCUGUCCCCUCCAGGGCAGCCCGCCGGCAGAUGCCUGCCCAGAAGCUGCGGGAUGAGCUGCGUCGUCUGCUGGGUGAGAGCUGGUCAGAGGACCUGGAGCGUGACGUGCCCCGCGCCUGGCAGCGGCAUGGGGAUCUGGUCCUGCUGAGCGAGGAUAGCUUUAGGGCUGCACCAUGGGAGAAGCUGGGUUCAGCACUCUGGGAGAUGGUUGCCUCUACUCUGGGUGCCCGACGGCUGGCCAGGCGAGGACGGGUAUUGCCAGACGGGAUGCGGUCCCCCAGUGUCACCCUGCUGCUGGGCCAGGAUGGCUGGGUGGAGCACAUAGACAAUGGGAUCAGGUACGCGUUUGAUGUGACCAAGUGCAUGUUCUCCCCGGGCAACAUCACGGAGAAGCUCCGGGUGGCUUCAUUGCCCUGCUCUGGGGAGGUCCUGGUGGAUCUCUACGCAGGCAUUGGCUAUUUCACACUGCCAUUCCUGGUUCAUGCGGCGGCUGCCUUCGCCCAUGCCUGUGAGUGGAAUGACCACGCCGUGGAGGCCCUGCGGAGGAACCUGGUGCUGAACGGUGUGCAGGACCGCUGCUGCAUCCACCAUGGGGCCAGUCGGAGUCGGCAGCUGCAGGACAUAGCAGACCGGGUGAACCUGGGGCUGAUUCCCAGCUCGGAGGAAGGCUGGCCAGUGGCUUGCCGCGUCCUGAAGAAAGGCACGGGUGGUGUUCUUCACAUCCACCACAACGUGGAGACUUUUCCCACACCAGUCCCCCCACAGCCCCCACAGACCCCACUCCUGCAGGGUGAGUGGAGGUCUCCAGAGGGAGCUAGCUCUGAUGGGGAGGCACAGCACCGAGUGGAGGACGGCAGGAAGGAGACACUGGAGGCCAGGAUCAGACCUGAGUGGCAGAGGUGGGCUGAAGCCACAGCAGCAAGGAUCCAGGGACUGCUGGCAGAACUGCAUGGGCAGCCGUGGCGCACCAGUAUCCUGCACAUUGAGGCAGUGAAGUCCUACGCACCCCACGUGCAUCACCUUGUGCUGGACCUCAAGUGCCGGCCGAUGCUGCCCACCUAG